Acanthoscelides obtectus is the source of this 3844-nucleotide messenger RNA. The record is from the annotation of a GenBank genome assembly. NCBI's taxonomy places the organism in Eukaryota, Metazoa, Arthropoda, Insecta, Coleoptera, Chrysomelidae.
AACACAAGUACUGCCUUUUUAUCUUUUCAUCUCGCCUCUAAGCCCGGCGCCUCCAGUGUUGCGAGAUCAACAAAUCUCGUAUGCUGUUUUGAGCCCAUGCUUAUUUAUCAAUGACAGGGUUUUUAUUGUCUCCUGGAAAAUUCAAUUUGUGUGAUCCAUGAGGUUGUUGUAAUGACCGAAUCCUAUUAUUUCCAGUGCCGUUGACUAUGACACAAACACCCAGCGCAUCUACUGGUCUGACAGCAAACUUCGCACAGUGAUGCGGGCCUUCGUGAACGGCAGCGACCCUCAAAGGGUAGUCGACCUCGGUCUGUACCUCCCGGAAGGCAUCGCGGUGGAUUGGCUGGGUCUGAACGUCUAUUGGACGGAUCCUGUCAUGCACAGGAUAGAAGUGGCCCGAUUGGUCGGUACCAGCAGGAGGACUUUGUUGUGGGAUGAGGCUUUCGAGCCUCAUGGGAUUGUUUUGGAUCCUGCAGCUGGGCAUAUGUACUGGUCCGAAUGGGGCAGUACAAACUCGAUCAAAAAAGCCGCCAUGGACGGUCGAAAUCAAAUCAAACUGAUCACAACCGUUCACCCUGCAACUUCGCUGGCUCUCGAUUAUGAUAGAAAGAGAAUCUACUGGUCGGAGAGGUACACUGCAGGCAUCAUCUCAGCGGAUUUGAAUGGAAACGAUCAGAAGUUUUUGAUCAAAGAAAACGUAUUCGAACCAGUUGGAUUGACCUUGUACGGAGAUUAUAUUUACUGGAGCGAUAACAAGACAGGUGAGAUCGUAAGAGCAAACAAAUCGGACGGUUCCAGCUUUGAACGAAUCUACAACAAACUGGACGGAGUGACAGAUCUCUUGGUCUACCAUCCUCACAAACAGCGGCAGACCAACCAAUGUGCCAUCAGCAACGGCGGCUGUUCACAUUUGUGCCUUGCCCUACCAACGGAGGGUCCAGAAAAGGGCAUAGGAUAUACCUGUGCCUGUCCUACGCAUUACUCUUUACAAGGAAAUGAAUGUAUGCCUCCGACAAAUUUCAUGAUCUACAGCCUAAGAAAUCUGGUAGUGAGGUUGGUACCUGAUACUUCCGAUUGUCCUGAAGCAGUAAUCCCAAUACAAGGAUUGAAGGCUGUUAAGGCGAUCGACUUUGAUCCUAAAUCAAAUUUCCUUUACUGGAUCGACGGCAAAUCUCACCUGAUCAAACGCUCAGAAGCAAGUGGCUCUCGCUCAGAAGCGAUCGGUCACAGAUCUGACAACAUCGUAGUGGCCAGCAACCCGGAACUGUCACCUUUCGAUCUGGCCGUUGACGCUAUUGGCCGAUUGCUGUUCUGGACAUGCGCGUCGAAAGAUGUCAUCAAUGUCACACGGCUGGACAACUCGAAUACGUUCGGCAGCUUGGAGAGGAGAGAGGACGAGAAGCCUAGGCUGAUCGCCAUUCACGUUACCAAAAGAUUACUAUUCUACACCGACGUCGGGGUCACUCCGCAGUUGGUAAGGAUGAGACUAGAUGGUUCGCAUCGAAUCGUAAUUACCAAAGCUGACGAUAUAGCUGCAAUUGCAGUUGAUAUCGAGAACGAUCUCAUUGUAUGGGCGCAAGGCCAUAGCAUAUUCAUCAGUAACAUUGACGGGGAAAAUCAACACGUGCUCCUCAACGAAAGCAACUCGAAGAUAAUCCAACUGACAGUGCACAAAGGCUGGCUGUACUGGAUCGACAAGGAGCUGCAUCAACUACAAAGGCUUGAGCUCCUGUCGGGGAAGUCCAGGUCGACUCUGCCUAUACAGGCGUCUCACAUACUGGAUCUGAUCUCCGUUAAGACGCCGAUCAAUCAUAGUUGCAAUCUACCUCAUCAGAAAAAGUGUUCGCAUUUCUGUAUUUUAAAUGGAACUGAACCGGCGUGCGCCUGUCCCAAUGGGAAGGUUUUGCAAGAGGAUAGGAGAACAUGUCAGGUGUUGCCGGACUGCGGCAACGAGCGUUUCACGUGCAACGUGGCGGGCGGCGGCGACAUGAAGGACUGCAUCCCUAUCGCGUGGCGCUGCGAUCGCCAAAAAGACUGCUCGGACGGCUCCGACGAACUGGACUGCCCCAAUUGCAGGCCGGAUCAGUUCCGAUGCCAAGACGGACAGUGCAUCGACAAGGAGUACCUGUGCGACGGGGUGCAACACUGCAACGAUAAGUCCGACGAGAAGAAUUGCUGCGAGAACGGGUUUCAGUGUCCGCAAACUGAAGUUUGUCUUCCCCAUAGCUUGGUGUGCGACGGCAACGAAAACUGCGCGGACGGUUCUGACGAAAAAGACUGCAAUUCAGCGAGAGAUUCCAACAAACCAGUGACGCAUACCAUAGUGCUUUCUGUAGUGGGAGUGGUGUUUGUAUUUGCUGUUAUCUCGAUCGUCUUCCUCAGGAAGAAGUUUCUACCUCCAAGGGAUGACGUCACUGAUCAGUCGGAGGACUCUCUCAGUCCCAUGCAUCCCAAUUCCGCGAAGAGUCUCAAGUUGAGGAAAGGCAUCCCCGAUGUCGUGCGCAUGUCGAUGCUCUCCUCGGACGCCCAAUCAGCGUUCGAACGACGUCACGUGACCGGCGCUUCGAGCAGUUCCAACACGAACGGCAGCAGCGUUGCCGCAGGUGGAGGCGGUCGCUACCCACGCGAGACGCUCAACCCGCCCCCGAGUCCCGCCACUACAGCGGCGUCGACGAGGGCCGGCAGCCCUUCGUCGCCUGGGGGCGGGCAGAGUAGCGCGCGGUACCGCCCCUACAGACACUACAGGGCCAUCAACCAGCCGCCGCCACCGACGCCUUGCUCGACCACCGAUCAGUGCGACGAGAGCGAUUGUAAUUAUUCGAACUACCCCAUUAGGAACAGGUAUGACGGCGGUCCGUUUCCACCCCCUCCGACGCCCAGAUCUCACUGCCAUCAAGAAAGUUGCCCCCCAUCGCCGAGUUCAAGGUCAUCCACCUAUUUUAGUCCGCUUCCUCCACCCCCUUCUCCAGUGGCGUCACCUAGGGGCGGAUACGACUCAUGAUGACCCUUCGAUGGUUUCACUUUUGUUUAUUUAUAUAAUCGUGCAUUUUGAGACAGUGUUAUUUGGCGGGAAAAAAACGACAAAUUUCGUUUUUAUAAACGCCUCACCUCAUCAUUUUCUCUGAAGGCGGAAAUAUCAUGCCACGUAAGCUCACGUAUCACAAUCAAAAUUUUGAUAAUUUUUAUUUUUUUGCUGAUCAACACUUGAAAUGUAUGAUCAAAUUUUUUAACGUAUGAUUUUAUCUUAAACAUGUUGAAAUCAAAGCAUAUCGCACAAAAGCUAAAAAUAUAAUGCAAUUUAGUUUUAGCCAUUUUUAUUAUAAAAUAGACGUCAUGAAGUGCAAUUUAAUUUUAAAUAAUCGGAGGAUCUUUUUAAUUUCAUGUAAUUUUAAAAUUAAUUUUUAUUUAGGUACGACGAGUAGGAAUUUAGUUUUUUUAUCAUUUAUAAUAUUUUAGGCGAUAAUUUUGUAGUUGAAUUCAAUUGUUGCAGAUUGGAAUUUUUAAGUUUCAUUGGCGAAUUGUCAUAUUUUUUUGAUAUAUCAAAAUAUUUUAUAUUGUUAUGAAUGUGGCCUUUGAAUUAUUGUAAACCGUUUCUGUGUAAAGCUGACGCUAAUAGUCAUUCUGCCAGUAUCAAAAGUAUUAGUUAUGUUUAGCCUUUCUUAAUAUUUUGUUUCAAAUAUCAAGUAUACCGGAGCUUAUCAGUAUUCAAUACAAAAAUGCCGCACAAUUUUUUAUGAAAUAUGUACCUUAAAAUUCACUUUGUGCCUAUAGCUACUUGUAAAUAUAUAGGAAUAUGUAACUCAGACUGUUACUCAGCAGAAAUAUAUUUAAAAUAUUCUUCUAA